Anneissia japonica is the source of this 2957-nucleotide messenger RNA. Its product is annotated as E3 ubiquitin-protein ligase rnf213-alpha-like. The coding region runs from base 276 to 2957 and encodes 893 amino acids. The record is from RefSeq and is a predicted model, not a curated record. The transcript is spliced from 10 exons. Lineage: Eukaryota; Metazoa; Echinodermata; Crinoidea; Comatulida; Comatulidae.
GCCUAGGCCUAGACUAUUGCUUGUGUUUCUUAACUAAGAAAUUGCAAUCGAAUUCGAUAGUGAAAAAAGGCUAAAUCUCAACGUAUUGAAAGCUAAUAAUAAUAAGAAGGCGUUUUGUUGUCAUCGUUUUUGAAAUCAAAUGCGAGAAGUAUCAAAAUACACAGGCCAGCUCCGACCGAGUCUGACGAGUUACUCUUUAGCGCGCCUGUCUAGGGGUGCGAGGAUUGUAAUGUUGUAAUGUUAAGUGUAGUGAUGUGACCCUCUAUUUCAGGACAAUGGGGAAAAACAAGUGUAAGACAAAAGAUUGUGAAAAUAAAACUGAAAAGAGGAAGAAGUACUGCCCAGAAUGUAGUGCGGCCAAAAAAGCAAAGCAAACCCAAGUUAAAUGUUGGAAAUGUAAGAAUGUCCAUCCAGGAAUUGGACAAUUUUGUCCACACUGUUGUGCGCCUGCCAGUGGCCCGGCAAAUGAAGAUGUGAUGCCAUCAACAGAAUCUGAUGUUAUGUCCAAAGUGAAAAGAUUUCCAACAGAUGAUGUUGCCACUCUUACACAACAGUUUGAAAGGGCAAAACUUGAUACGUCUGCUUCAGGUGAUGCCACUUCAUCCACAGAUAGCAACAGACCAGUUGAAGAACAGCCUGGAACCCUAUCGGGGACUUCUAAAAAUGAAGGUCAUAAGACAUUAAAUCAGCAGUCAGCCAACAAUAUAUCUGUCCAGUGCAGUUCAGGAGAUAAUAAAAGUGCUGCUACCUCAGAAAAGAGCAACAAACCGUCUGAAGAAGAUCACAAGAAACCUGAUGUAUCGGGCAAUUCAAUGGAAGCAAACAGUACAAAGAUAACAGAAAAGAGUCACCAGCCAUCUGAGAAUUCUGGAAUAAUACCAAAUCCUGAUUCAGUAGGUAGUGAACCUAAACCAGACAAAGAUGUGACACCUGUAGUUGUGCGCAGUACCACAAUAGCAGUUCCAUCAGGAGGAUGUGACAUGCAAAAUCAAUCCAAGGAGAAAGUUGGAAUGGUAAAUUCGGCACCACCUGAUGGUACUACUACUAACAGUGAUGGCCCCUCAAAAAGUGAAUCCGAUUUUGAUAUUAAAUUUGUUGAUGAAAAGUAUGGUGAGAAUUAUGGUGCAGGGUUGCCUCAACAAGGAGUAAAGGAACCUACUAAGAAGGGAUCAGAUACAGCAGAAAAUGAAAGGCAAGAAAGUCAAGUAUUUGGUCCUUCAGCACCUGAUCCUAAAUCAGUUGGUCAUGCUUUUGGUACAAACCAGAAAAGUGCUGAUAACGGUAAUAAAAAUACAUCAAAAGAUGGCAUGUCACCCAGUGUUAACAACAAAACAACAGAGGAUCAUAAUACACCAUUAGAGACUUCUACCAAUGGAGAACAUAAAAAUCAGCAUUCAGCAAACAAGAAUGGCCAAUCUGAUCAAUGUGGUUCAGGCGAUAAUAAAAGUGCUGCUCCUGCAACAGGCACAUGUGCUUCUACUGCAAAAGGCACACAAAAUGAAAAUGCAAGUUUAAAACAGAGUGAUAAUAACCAGACUAACACAGGUACAGAGGGAUCGUCAGUGGACCAUGAUCCAUUGAAAAACAAACCAUCAUAUGCACAGGCCACAGGGUCACAACAUUUAAAACCUGGUGAAAGUGACAACAGACGAGAUGGGGUAAAAUUAGUAAAAGACGCUUUGAAAGACAUCGCUGAUUCAAAUCAAAACAAGAAUCCACGAAUUCCAAAAGUACUGAUAGAUGGAGGUGCAAAAGAAAAAAUGACAGUGUUUUUUCAUGUGGUUGUGACUCCUGAGUUCCAAUUCAACCAAAAGACUGACAAAAUUGUCAUGCGAUUUAGUCCCAUUUCCUUUGGAAACUUUCACUAUGAUGUUGUUGAGAUGGAUUAUCUACGGAAAGAAAAUGGAUUUGUAUUUAUGGAAGGAAAGCUUCCAAUAAAACCAAGUUACUUCUCAGAUACAAACAUCCAAUAUAAGUAUAUUUUGAAACGAAGUGGAGGAACAGGAAGCCCUUACUACAAUUAUGAGUGGAUACACAAAGGACACAGUUCGAGUAUAAUGAACAGAUUGUUGAAGAUUCCAAAGGAAGCUCGCAAAGAACAAGGUGUCUGGCAUCAGUUUGAUGGUGCUAUGCAGAUUAAGGAAACUGAGAACUUCAGAAAGCCAAAAACUGAGAGUAAAUCCUUCCAAGGAAGGCUUUGGAACAGCCUUAAGAAUGUGCUGCAUUUGGGCUCAGACGUACAGACUAAACUUUUACAAGAUCAGAUGUACGCAAUGCUUUCAUAUCUGCCAGAGUGGGAAGGGUUUGUAUGCAACCAGAAGGGUCAGAUGAUAGGCAUGGAAACUGCUCUGGAAGCGAUAAACAGAUUAUGUAAUGUUGCAAAGUGUAUGGCCAAUAUGUUUGUAAUUUCAGAUUGGUAUACAAGUGGUUCUUUUGCUGACAGGUGGAAGCCAGGAGAAUUUUCUGUGGAAAAGGUGUUACAAAAAUACUUUAAUGGUAAACUCAAAGAAAUUGGAAGAGAUGAGAAAAAUCUUAGCCAAACAAUGUUAUCUCAAAGACUGGUUUCAGGACUGGCAAUAGCCUUGGUUGAUAAACGUUUUCCAUUUCUUGAAAAUGAAACAAGACGAUUACUUCUUCAGUCGCUAGUUCUUCCAUCUGAUUUGCAGAAACAGCAAUAUGAGAAACUGAUAGACGAUAUUAAAAACACAUUCCCUGGUCAACAUCUGAGGAGCAUAGCUGAGGCACUUGAAAAUAUUUGCAACAGAGCCAUGAAUCCAAGAAAGGUGGAUCUAACUUUUAUCUUGGUACUUCCUCUACUUCAUUUUGUUCGUCAAGAAUCAAAGCCGAUGGAAUGGCCAAAAGCUCUUAACCAGUAUAGCAUUAAUGAUUAUCGUUGGUGGGGUCAUGACAACCUAGAUGUCAAAGCUGUACAAGGCAAACGUAUUCAUCAAAUGUAA